AGUCUUACGCGUCCUCCACCUUUUAUCAUUUAUCUGGCCUUUAUUCCCCAGGUGGACUUUAAUAGACCUUGUACAUGCUUACUGGCUCGCUCGUGCCUGUUGUUGUUUGAAGAUGGAAAACAUCGGAUUUCAAGAUUACCUCGCCUGGAAAGCCCUGGCGUUCGAGUGGGCAGACAGCAUUGACAAAAAAGACUGGGAUCGACUGCGAAAUAUUCUAACGCCUAAGCUCCUGGUAGAUUACAGCAUGCUCGGACAGCCCAGCACGCCGGAUAUGGAAUCCGACGCUUUCAUCGCGUGGAUGAGCUCCCCAGACUUUGUCGGAGACCCGCUCGUCCGCACUCAGCACCUUCUCGGGGCUGUCUCGUACGAGUAUGUGUCUGAAGAUGAGAUUACAGCCAUUCAUCAGAUUCGCGCUGCGCACCAGCGCUACUCGGACGAUACUCUUGCGACUGUGGCUUACCACGCCCAUGGAUAUGGUAACAUACAACAUUGGUACAAGAGAGUUGAGGGGGCUUGGAAGCUUUCUGGAUUGCGACCCGAAAUGUACUGGAGUGAGAAUGAUCUUUCGAAGAUUUUCUCGCGACAGGGCCCAGCAUCGUGACUGGCAUGUCAUGGAGAAGCAAUGCGCGGUAUCCUGCUUGAAGAUUGUGGUGGUUGUCCUCGGUUCUUGCUAGAAUAUCACACGGCCAGUUCUUAUUAUACUUUCUGCAUUGCACUACAUAUAAACGGGCAGGUACUUCUGGGGCUGGAACGAGAUACCAUCCUAGCGUUAAUCUCCUAGGCAACUAACUCAUUCAUGUAUCCCCUCAUGAUCAUGCCGAGUCACUAUCCGAACUUGCUUUGCAAAACACGCAGUUUAUUGAGACAGGGAUCCUUAUCCACACAAGUCCCCCUUAACCACCGUGCCUUACCCACAUCCUGCAUCUCAAACGCACGACGCGAAUUCAAGGUCCUUGUAUUAUCAAACAGAGCACAUUCUCC
Aspergillus versicolor CBS 583.65 is the source of this 981-nucleotide messenger RNA. RefSeq lists its product as uncharacterized. The transcript has 4 exons. NCBI's taxonomy places the organism in Eukaryota, Fungi, Ascomycota, Eurotiomycetes, Eurotiales, Aspergillaceae. Gene Ontology annotation, biological process: melanin metabolic process. The record is from RefSeq and is a predicted model, not a curated record. Gene Ontology annotation, molecular function: scytalone dehydratase activity. Bases 113 to 601 code for a protein of 162 amino acids.